AAGGUGCUCACGCCCCGGGUCUCCUGGAGCGAGAUCUGCCUGCACUCGCAGGAGUCGCUGGACGACCCCUCCUCGCCGCCGCACACGCCGAUGGCCCGCACGCAGCGCAGGCCCGCCUCGCCGCCGAGGAGGAGCUUCUGCAAGCGGAGGCCACCGUCGAGCGAACUGCGCGGCCUCGCGGCCGCGCCCGCGGCGCCAGGAAGCACCGCCGUCGCCGCCCUGGGCGGCCGCGACCAGAACGAGGGCCGCUUCGAGCGGGAGUUCUGCGGCGUUGUCGCCAUCGGCAGAGGCCAGUUCUCCACGGUGUACCGCGCACAGCACAGGAUCGACCGGUGCGCGUACGCCGUGAAGAAGACGUCCAAGAUCUCGGCGCACGGCCUCAGCCGCGUGGAGCUCCGCGAGGUUUUCGCCCUGGCCAACGUCUCGUCGGAGGCGGAGGGCUGCCGGAACAUCGUGCGCUACUACUCUUCCUGGGUAGAGGACGGCCGCCUCCACAUUCAGACCGAACUGUGCCAGUGCUCCCUGCGGGACAAGCUGACCCAGAAGUUGUCGACGCACCCGGAGGACCCGCGGUUCAAGGAGCCCGAGGUGGCCAAGGUGCUUCAUGACACAGCCACAGGCCUCGGCGUGCUGCACAAGUGCAACUUUGCCCACCUGGACGUGAAGCCGGACAACAUCCUCGUGAGCUCCAGGGAGCACGAGGAGGGCUGCUACAAGAUCGCGGACCUCGGCCUCGCGGCGGCCGCCAUAGGCAGCGGCUGCGACGACAUCUGCGAGGGCGACUGCCGCUACCUCGCCAAGGAGGUGUUGCGCGGCAACCUUACGGACCUGCCCCGUGCGGACGUCUUCUCCCUCGGGGUGGUGUGCUACGAGCUGGCCACCAACCCGAAGCCGCUGCCCUGCAACGGCGACGACUGGCAGCGGCUCAGGGACGGCAGGCUCGACGCGGGUCCGCUGGCACCUCUCGG
Molecule: messenger RNA, 968 nt
Organism: Prorocentrum cordatum
Lineage: Eukaryota; Dinophyceae; Prorocentrales; Prorocentraceae
Source: the annotation of a GenBank genome assembly